AAGAAUUCACGAGCCUAACGAAUGUUUUGGGGAAAGGUGCAAAUCUUGAAGAGAAUCAUAAGGAUCAUCAUCUGGUUUUACUAGUUUCCUCCCGCACAUGUUCACACAAGCUGAAUCUGCAAAGACUUCGUUGGGAAAUAUGGAGCAAAACUAUCAUGUCCGCUCGAAUAUAAAUGGGCUCUCUUCAGAUUCAUCAUAAGUGAGAUUCAAAAAGUCCUUCAAACUUUAAAGGGACAGCCAAUCAACUACCUCUGUCGAGAACCCAGAGCUUCACUGCGAAAGAAAUCUUCACAGAUUUCUAUAGAAUUGAGCAAUCUACAGACUUGACGAUUCAAUUACUGGUAGUUCUUCCCAUCAAAACUGAAUCAACGAAGAAAAACACAGUUCAUGGCUAAGCGACUUUCCUCUUUUAAGUGAACAUACAUAGACUAAAGAGUAAAAGAGAGAAUAUUAAGAUACGAAGACCAAUCAUACCUCAUUGAAGACUUGACGAAAAAUGGGAGAUUUCCAAAUACAUUAAAACUUCCUAUAUCUUCAUGAAUGAAACGUCAACAGUUAGCAUAUCAAACUAGUGUGCCCAGGUGAGAAAUGCUACGAAAUGCUUAUAAUGUCAUGGGAAAAAGAAAAAGUCCAAAAUCAUAAGCACCGAAUAACUUUUCCACGAUCUGAUAUACUUCGGCACGCUAAAAACUCACUCACACAUGAAGCCAACUAUUCCACGUUCCUCCCCGGUCCCUACGAAGCUACAACGUUAUGUUCACAACAGAAGCCCAAAUUCCAACCUCCAAAUGAUCCAUCACAAUCGUGAAAACCUUUCCAGAUA
This is a messenger RNA of Marchantia polymorpha subsp. ruderalis, 823 nucleotides long. The record is from the annotation of a GenBank genome assembly. Lineage: Eukaryota; Viridiplantae; Streptophyta; Marchantiopsida; Marchantiales; Marchantiaceae.